Molecule: messenger RNA, 3454 nt
Organism: Erpetoichthys calabaricus (reedfish)
Lineage: Eukaryota; Metazoa; Chordata; Cladistia; Polypteriformes; Polypteridae
Gene: n4bp3
Product: NEDD4 binding protein 3
Exons: 6
Coding region: 386-2278 (630 amino acids)
Cellular component (GO): cytoplasmic vesicle
Source: RefSeq, a predicted model, not a curated record
UUCCCCACACUUUCACAUGCCGGUAGAAGCAGGAAGGUUGUUUUUUGAGUACAGCGUUCAAAGGCAUUCCUGGCAGCAGCGCACCCAUACAAAGAAGGGAGGAAGGAAGGAAGGAGUUCAAAUCAACGCGAGGGAAAAGGUGGAGAGAAACUGAGAAAGGCAGAGAAGCUUCUUCGCGCGCCCCUUUGAAAAGUGGGAUACGAUUCUAAAAGGCGAGAUUCUCUUCCUUAAGUACCUGAAAGCAAGAAAUUAGUGAAGACGUGGUGUGAAGAUCUGCAUUGCUCACAUCAUUACAAAAGGAAGUCUUUUACAUAGUUUCCUCCUCAGAAGACUUGUCCUGCUUCUGUAAAAGAUCAUGACACAUGCUUUCCCUUCUUAAACAUCCAUGGCGACAACGCAAACCUUGCCUCUAACCUGUAACGCCUCAAACCGCCUUGGUGACCUCUACCAUAUUCAACCUCAUCUCCGUGAGUACAGGUGCAGCAUGGGAAGUGUGGGAAGCCUGAUAGAGAGACCUGAAGUGUCACCGGAACACCUAAAGACCAGCAAAUCGGGGCCACAGGGUGCAUUCAGGCAACCGGAUGGCCUCCUUAAAAAGGGCUUCACCCAGAAAGAGCUCUUCCAGUACCUCAAUAUCAACAAGAAGGAGUCAAAGUCGAGCAAGAAAGUCAUCUCUGGCAUCUCGUCCUUUAAAAGGGAGCAUGGAAGUGAAGAGGGAGAGAACAUUUACACCAAGGUGUAUCAUAAAGAUGGAAAGGAGCUUGAUUUGAGCAAGAACUCUUUGCCAGUGGGGGGCAAGUUUGAAAAGUCUCGAUUUCGUCCAUCAGCUUUCAAGCCAGUCACUCCAAAGAACUUCAGUUCCAUGCAGAACUUGUAUCCUUCUAAAGUGGAAGAGCUUGAGAAUGGCCUUCCAAAUGGCUUUCACGUCUCUUAUGCCAAAGUGUCUCAGACUACAGCAGCAGCUGCCACAUCUACAUCCUCUUCAUCCCCUGCUAGAAAUGGCCCAGUCAGACCACCACCUCCCCGGACGCUUACCGAGGAUGAGGAGAACAUGUCUGACUCCGGCCACAACUCCUUGAAUAGUCUUCCUCCGUAUAAGCCACCUUUCAAAGCUCACCUGACUCAAAUCAGCGCCUCCAUGGGGCACAUCAACCAUAUUGGCUCUUUAGAUCGAAGUUCAGUGGGUUCUAGAAGUGGGGUCUCCACGGCCACGGACAUGUCAUGCCGCAGCAUGGCCACACUCAACCGGCUGCACUGCUACGGAGGAGAGGCACCACCUCCUUAUGAACUGUCUCCAUCUUUGGAAGAUGUGGUGCGUGAUUUGGAAGAUCGGCUGCAGGAGAAGGACAGCGAGCUGAAGCAGAUGCGCAGGAACUUGGAUGAGAGCGAGGACGCUAUUGCACAGGUCUUUGAAGGAAAGCAGCGAAUGUGGGAAAAAGAAAUGGAAGAACUGAAGAAACUGUAUUCUAGCAAGUUGCGCCAGAUUUCCCAGCAGGCCCAGCGCUCCCAUCGCAGCCUCCAACUACAGCUCUAUAAAGUACAGCAGGAGAAACGGCGCUUGCAGGAGAGUCUGACUGACUCCCAGCAGGAGUGUGAGAGGUUAAAAUCCCACCGCUGCUGUUCGCCAUCCCUCACCAGCACUUCAGCCACCACUGAGCAGCAGGCGCAGGAGAGCAAUAGUCUGGAGGAGACCAAAUGGGAAGUGUGCCAGAAAUCGGGGGAGAUUUCUCUUCUAAAGCAGCAGCUGCGAGAUGCCCAAGCAGAAAUGGCCCAAAAGCUGGGAGAGAUUUUCAACUUGAAGACUCAGCUGAGGGAAUCCCGGGGAGAACUGCGUGGCAAAGAGACUCAAAUAGGGCUACUACAGGAGACCCUGCAGCUGGAGUUGAAGAGGAGACAGCAGCAAGACUGCAAAGCAGCAGAAGAAGGCACAGACAAGGUCGACCACGGCAGCCAGCAGGAGCAGCAGGGCUCCACUGAGGAGAGGCUGAGAGCCGAGUUGAUGCUGGAGAGACGGCAGAAUGAGGCCCAGGCAGCCAUCUUUGAGUCGGAGCGUCACACCUGGCAGGAGGAGAAAGAGAAAGUGAUCCGCUAUCAGAAGGAGCUACAGGCCAGCUAUCUGGAGAUGUACCACCGAAACCAGGCACUUGAGAAGGAGCUACAGGAGGCCCGUGGUGGCAGCGGCGGCGGUGGCAGUGGCCGCAGCAGUACAGUGGAAGAUGGGGAUAAGCCACUUUCGAGUCUCCCUUGGAUUGAGAGGAUUGAGUCAUCAGAAAUAUGACUCCAUGUGGUAGAACAUGAAAGAGCAGGGCCAGAGUGGCUCCUAAUCGCAUAGACAAUAGGCCCCCUUUGGUAUGCACUGUGGCUACACUCUGUCAGCCAGCAGAGACCGCCAGCAUGUCAUAAUGCCACUUGCCCUUUAGUUUUUUUCAGAUUGUGGUCUGACUGGAUGUCGCACUCACAUGAAGUGGAAUGAAAGUUCUAAAGGCAGUUCCGCAAAGAGUUUGACGAUGCGUAAUCCUGUAAUGAACAGCUUAGUGAUUUUUACCUUUUUGACAGCAAUGGCCCUGUAUUCUGGUGAAAGUAACGAGGAUAUUAAUUUUGUGUAAAGAGAAGCCAAGCCAUUCCCAGGGCUGCUUGUGAUGGUUGGGAUAGGUUACAUAAUGACAGAUGUCACCUGCCAAGUUCACCUUAAGCCAUCUGACACCGUUUGAUACACCAGAUCAGCGUUGGCUGGAUAAACUUUUUUGGUGCCAAUAUGCCGCUGCUGCCUUUUGAUGGCUGCACUAGUCAAGAUCCACCUUUACAGCCCCAGCUCUUAUUUUAUUUACCUGUUCAGCCUACAGACCGUAAUGGAGAUUUCCAGCUGUAGUGUGCCAGCUUUAAUCAUAGUAUCAGUUACUCUGCAAGUUGUAUAUGCCAGAGGAUUCACGAUACAUUCAGCGUGAUCAAGCAAAUGCAAAACGUCAGGAGAAUUACAAGCCUGCUGUCUACUGGGAUGGAACCUUUUGACACUGCUGCCAAACAAUUUGUAAUUUCUCACAAAUGUCCAUGAGUGUCGCCAUGGCGAUGUAUCUUUAAUAUUUGACUCUUGUUGGUGUCUGCUGUAUGUGACUUUUUUUCCCUUGAGAAUGUUCAACUUGAUGUAUGCAGAUUGUGCUCUCAAACCUUCAAGGCAAAGUAUCAGUUUAUCAGCAGUGACGAUCGGCAAGUUCACUGCAGGCCCGUGUGACAGCUUGUAACCCAACCUCAUUUUCAUGUCCGCCACACCUUUCUAAAAACUAGAAACUCCUGCAUGCAAGGCUUGGAUUGAGUUACCUGUCACAGGCCUAGUGUGGGCGUUCAGGCCGAAAGCUGGGCUUUGCCUCGAUAACUUCUGUUUUAAGUUUUAUAGAAUAAUAUUCCAGCAGAUGUAUUCUUUCCAACUGAAACUGAAUAAAAUGGCUUGAAUAUUUUA